AUGGUGUACCUCAAGCUUUUUCGGCACCUGGAGGACUUCGUUGAUUUCUCAGAAAGCGUGAAAGCUGGCGAGGAGGAGGAGGAGGAAGGGGAGGAAGAGGAGAGCAUUUCACUGAGAGUGGUUCUGGUUGGUCGUCAAGGCGCUGUGAGUUGCAGGAAGGGAGUGUAUUGCGGUCAGGCCUUGACCUCGUUCAUCGUCAAGACGAGCAAGUUUAACAAGGUGGUUCGGAGCUUCUCAGCUUCUCUACCAGCUCAACUACCCGCGAGUCAGAGCCUGAGGCUGUACGUCCCAUGCUUCGACAUGCCUGAGCGAGGAGCCCAGCACGUCCAUGGACCCCUCGAGCUUCGCCACGUCAUCAAGGUGAACGCCAUUGACAUCGCAGCCUCCUCCUCCUUCUUCGACGCCUGUCUGGUCGAUGGCGAUGUUUUGCUUCACCUGCUCGACGCGGGAGACGCUCCCUACGAGUACCUCGCGCUCGCUAGGGGGGGCGGGGAGGAUGGCUGGGAGGAUUUCGUGACCCCCGCCCACAACGUCUCCCUCAACGUCCCGGGCACCAUGGACUUCAGCAUCGACCUCGAGGUUUCCUCCUGCGACCUUGUCGAUGACCUCCGACUGAAGGCCGUCAGUCAUCCCCGCUGGCUCCUCCAGCUCGGCCUCGUCAGCCGAGUACGAGGAGCAGAGGAAGAGCUGAGAGGAGGGCGGCGGGACGGAGAGGACAGACCCUGGGGGCCCAUGUACAUAGAGGGGUUUCCUGUCUCGGAGCAUCAGCCGGUGUUUCGGACUGGAUUGAUGGGAGGAGGGAGGAGGAGAGGGGCAGCAGUCUUCGUAGACACUCUCAACGACUCGGUGCUGAGAGGCUUCUCGUUGCCUGCUUACGUCACGCCUCUCCUUCCUCGAGGUUUCGACGAUCGCCUCGCCUCCACCUCCGAGUUCUGCGUGCGCACCACCGAGCUCCGGGCAAGAGCAGCGGAUCGACAUCCUUCCCUGGAGCUGCUGAGAAGGGACGUGCCUCCUGAUGGUCUGACGUUCGAGGAGUGGAAGGACGUGGAGAUGGAAGCAGCGAGGGAGCGCAGCUUGCUUGCUCCGGCAUGCCUCACGGCCUUGAAUCCGUUCUUGGAGGGCGACAGCGUGCGGCAGAUGGAGUUCUGUCCCUGGGAACCUGGAGUCGUCCUGCUGGGAUCCUGCGAGGGUCGCCUUGCGCUGUGUCACGACAUGCACAGAUCGUCACACAUCUUGAGAGAAAAAAGGGCGAAGGAGGAGGAGGAGGAGGAGGAGGAGGAGCACAGACAGGAGAAGCAGCAGGAGCAGGAGCACGGGUCAUCACUCACGUGGUCGAGGUUCAAUCCGAGGUCUGCUCCUGCGCCAACGCCAAACAAGGGCCCUCUGUCCGCAUGGUGGUGA
Messenger RNA from Guillardia theta CCMP2712, 1401 nucleotides. RefSeq lists its product as hypothetical. NCBI's taxonomy places the organism in Eukaryota, Cryptophyceae, Pyrenomonadales, Geminigeraceae. Bases 1 to 1401 code for a protein of 466 amino acids. The transcript has a single exon. The record is from RefSeq and is a predicted model, not a curated record.